UGCUGUAAAGUUUGUGAACUUCAAAUUCAUCAAGCUGUACAAACCCGAACUCAGUCUGCGCUGUAAUAUAUUCAUUUUAUGCUGCGGACUCCUAGCCUGUGUCGGCUUUGCCAUAGCUGCUUAUGUUACGGGGGAGGAAUCGGAAGCUGGUCAUCGAUUAGGAGCAGUUCUCGGAUUUGGCAUGGAAAAUUUAUACAACUUUUUGCAAUGUUUGGUGUACAUCUUGACUCCAGGCCGGAAAAACCUACGGAUGGUUUAUUUCCGGAUGUUUGUUUGCAUAGUCACUGGUGUUGUAUUAGUAGCCUUUCCGACAGUACGUAUUACUUGUGAGAUAUUGAAGAGCUGCAAUGAACAUUAUCUGAAAAAUACACUUAGCACACUGGAGUGGAUAGGAAUGCUUGGGCUUCUCUGCUAUAUGCCUACAUAUGCCAUGGAACUUAAGAAUCUGACUCUAAAACGCCCAAAAAACAUGAAAGACGACUGGAUAUGCAAGCGGGAAGUAUCUACAUCUGAUGAAGAGGCCCCUGAAGAACCAACACCUGAAAUCUGUGUGCACAAAAUAACGUUGUUACCCUCCAAUCAGAUAAUCGGGCUCAGCGAUCCCAAUAAUAUACAGGGAACUUAUCAACUAACAGUAUUAAAGGACUUUAAAUCGAAGGGGGAGGAAUCGGAAGCUGGUCAUCGAUUAGGAGCAGUUCUCGGAUUUGGCAUGGAAAAUGUAUACAACUUUUUGCAAUGUUUGGUGUACAUCUUGACUCCAGGCCGGAAAAACCUACGGAUGGUUUAUUUCCGGAUGUCUGUUUGCAUAGUCACUGGUGUUGUAUUAGUAGCCUUUCCGACAGUACGUAUUACUUGUGAGAUAUUGAAGAGCUGCAAUGAACAUUAUCUGAAAAAUACACUUAGCACACUGGAGUGGAUAGGAAUGCUUGGGCUUCUCUGCUAUAUGCCUACAUAUGCCAUGGAACUUAAGAAUCUGACUCUAAAACGCCCAAAAAACAUGAAAGACGACUGGAUAUGCAAGCGGGAAGUAUCUACAUCUGAUGAAGAGGCCCCUGAAGAACCAACACCUGAAAUCUGUGUGCACAAAAUAACGUUGUUACCCUCCAAUCAGAUAAUCGGGCUCAGCGAUCCCAAUAAUAUACAGGGAACUUAUCAACUAACAGUAUUAAAGGACUUUAAAUCGAAGGGGGAGGAAUCGGAAGCUGGUCAUCGAUUAGGAGCAGUUCUCGGAUUUGGCAUGGAAAAUUUAUACAACUUUUUGCAAUGUUUGGUGUACAUCUUGACUCCAGGCCGGAAAAACCUACGGAUGGUUUAUUUCCGGAUGUCUGUUUGCAUAGUCACUGGUGUUGUAUUAGUAGCCUUUCCGACAGUACGUAUUACUUGUGAGAUAUUGAAGAGCUGCAAUGAACAUUAUCUGAAAAAUACACUUAGCACACUGGAGUGGAUAGGAAUGCUUGGGCUUCUCUGCUAUAUGCCUACAUAUGCCAUGGAACUUAAGAAUCUGACUCUAAAACGCCCAAAAAACAUGAAAGACGACUGGAUAUGCAAGCGGGAAGUAUCUACAUCUGAUGAAGAGGCCCCUGAAGAACCAACACCUGAAAUCUGUGUGCACAAAAUAACGUUGUUACCCUCCAAUCAGAUAAUCGGGCUCAGCGAUCCCAAUAAUAUACAGGGAACUUAUCAACUAACAGUAUUAAAGGACUUUAAAUCGAAGUGAAUUAGUAACGCAGCUACCAG
Messenger RNA from Xenopus laevis (African clawed frog), 1737 nucleotides. RefSeq lists its product as uncharacterized. NCBI's taxonomy places the organism in Eukaryota, Metazoa, Chordata, Amphibia, Anura, Pipidae. The transcript is spliced from 14 exons. Bases 182 to 1717 code for a protein of 511 amino acids. The record is from RefSeq and is a predicted model, not a curated record.